GCUCGCUGUCAGUCAGAGUGCCGGGCUCGCUGAGGGAUGCGGGGCCCCCGGCCAUGGUGUACGCCGUGUUGCUGUCCGCGUUGGCGGGCUGCCUGCUCACGGUGCUCGUGCAGUGUUUGGUGGUGUACCGAUGGCGGCGGUCGGAGCGGCCCCUCCGCCGAGCUCCCCCCGCUCCCCCUCCUCCCCCGGGGCGGGCUGUGCGGCCGGACGGCUCCCUGCGGGAUUACCUGCGGGCUGCGGCCGGGAGCGGGGCCGGGGCUGGCGGUGGGGGUCCCCCGGGUGCGGCCCCCCCGGAGAGCUGCCAUUUCCUGAACGCCAUCUUCCUGUUUCUGUUCCGGGAGCUCCGGGACUCGGCGCUGCUCCGCCGCUGGCUGGCUAAGAAGAUCCGGGUGGAGUUCGAGGAGCUGCUGCGGAGCCGCACGGCCGGCCGCCUGCUGGAGGGACUGAGCCUGCGGGAUAUCAGCCUGGGGGACUCGCUGCCCGUGUUCCGCUCCGUGCGGCCGCUGCCCGGGGGGGGAGGGGGAGCGGGGGGUACCGAGCAGCCAGCACCGCCGCACCCCCCCGAGCAGCACCCCCCGCCAGGCUCCGAGCCCCCUCCCCCACCCCCCGGCCCGGGCCCCGGCAUUCUCCCCGAGGAGCUGAGCUUCGAGCUGGAGCUGGAGUACAAUGGCGGCUUCCAUCUGGCCAUCGAUGUGGACCUGGUGUUCGGAAAGUCGGCCUAUCUCUUCGUCAAACUGUCCCGGGUGCUCGGCCGCCUCCGCCUGCACUUCAGCCGCCUGCCCUUCAGCCACUGGGCCUUCUGCUUCCUGGACGAACCGCUCAUCGACUUCGAGGUACAGUCCGAGUUCGAGGGCCGGCCCAUGCCGCAGCUCACCUCCAUCAUCGUCAACCAGCUGAAAAAGGUGAUCAAGAGGAAGCACACCCUGCCGCACUACAAGAUCAGGUACGACUAUAACCACUGCGGGGGAGGGGGGGACUAUAACCACUGCGGGGGGACUAUAACCACUACGGGAGGGGGGGACUAUAACCACUGCCACCAUCACCCUGCCGCACUACAAGAUCAGGUACGACUAUAACCACUGCGGGGGAGGGGGGGACUAUAACCACUGCGGGGGGACUAUAACCACUACGGGAGGGGGGGACUAUAACCACUGCCACCAUCACCCUGCCGCACUACAAGAUCAGGUACGACUAUAACCACUGCGGGAGGGGGACUAUAACCACUGCGGGGGGACUAUAACCACUACGGGAGGGGGGGACUAUAACCACUGCCACCAUCACCCUGCCGCACUAUAAGAUCAGGUACGACUAUAACCACUGCGGGAGGGGGGACUAUAACCACUGCGGGGGGACUAUAACCACUGCGGGAGGGGGGGACUAUAACCACUGCCACCAUCAGGUACGACUAUAACCACUGCGGGGGGACUAUAACCACUGUGGGGACUAUAACCCCUGCCGCACUACAAGAUCAGGUACCUCUAUAACCACUGCGGGAGAGGGGGACUAUAACCACUGCCACCAUCUCCCUGCCGCACUACAAGAUCAGGUACUACUAUAA
Molecule: messenger RNA, 1558 nt
Organism: Pelobates cultripes (western spadefoot toad)
Lineage: Eukaryota; Metazoa; Chordata; Amphibia; Anura; Pelobatidae
Source: the annotation of a GenBank genome assembly